GUACCCACUGGCUUGAUAAGAUCCUAAACAAUGUGGUAGACAUUGGUGCAAAAUAUACAGAAGAGGAAAAGAACAAGAGAAUUGAUAUUGAAAACGAAUUGGCGAUGCCUCCACGCCUUGAGUUUGUUCAUGCAGAUAAAUUAAAGAUGAUGGAAAAACUACCUUCCAGAAGGAUCAUUGUAACACAUCUGACUCCUGAUACACUGCCCAAAUCUAUUUUCAAAAACAAAGCCAAAGUACUGGUGCUGAUUCGAAACCCAAAAGAUACACUGGUGUCUUUUUUUCAUUUUAUCAACAAGAUGUCAAUUUUUCCCACAUUAACAUGGGAUUCAUUUUUCACCGAUUUUAUGAAUGGGAAAGUGAGUUGGGGAUCCUACUUUGACUACAUCAAAGAAUGGGACAAGUAUAUUGAUGAUGAAAAUGUCACAGCCCUAAUUUAUGAAGAGCUAAAGGAGAAUCCAAAUUUAGGACUGAAAAAAAUAGCUGCCUUCCUUGGGUAUUCUCUGAAUGAAGAAGAGAUUCAAAAGGUUAUCGAAAAGAGCAGCUUCAAAGUCAUGAUGGAGAAUGGUCCAAACACUCUUGGAAAAUUUACAGACAUUAUUUUUCGCAAAGGAUCUGUUGGUGACUGGAGAAGCAUGUUCUCAGACUCCCAGAACCAAGAAAUGGACAGAAAAUUUGAGGAGUGUUUAGCUGGCACUAAACUAGGAGCUAAAAUUAAUUACGAGGUUUAUUGCAAGAUGUGAGGAGGCAGCCACCCCACCAUCUACCCCAGCUCAUGAUGAAGUCCAUCUUUGCUGAGCUGUCUCCAAAGACACUUUGCUUUGUUUCUUCGUGCAUUUGAUCUUUGAGUAAAGUAAGUUCAUGGA
Molecule: messenger RNA, 866 nt
Organism: Pogona vitticeps (central bearded dragon)
Lineage: Eukaryota; Metazoa; Chordata; Lepidosauria; Squamata; Agamidae
Source: RefSeq, a predicted model, not a curated record